This is a messenger RNA of Balaenoptera acutorostrata (minke whale), 1061 nucleotides long. RefSeq names its product glutathione S-transferase theta-3-like. The transcript is spliced from 5 exons. The record is from RefSeq and is a predicted model, not a curated record. Lineage: Eukaryota; Metazoa; Chordata; Mammalia; Artiodactyla; Balaenopteridae. The coding region runs from base 100 to 822 and encodes 240 amino acids. Gene Ontology annotation, molecular function: glutathione transferase activity. Gene Ontology annotation, cellular component: cytoplasm. Gene Ontology annotation, biological process: glutathione metabolic process.
GAGUAAUCAGGCUGCGCCCGGCCGCCGGCUGGGUGGCCGGUGGUCCCUGCCCGCCGUUUCUGCCCCAGUCCUGCACUAAUCCUAACCCCCGCCCCCGCCAUGGGCCUGCAGCUCUACCUGGACUUGCUGUCCCAGCCUUGCCGCGCCGUCUACAUCUUCGCCAAGAAGAACGGCAUCCCCUUCGAGCUGCGCACCGUGGACCUGCUCAAAGGUCAGCACUACAGCGAUGACUUUGCCCAGGUGAACCCCCUGAGGAAGGUGCCAGCCUUGAAGGAUGGGGACUUCACCUUGGCUGAGAGUGUGGCCAUCCUGCUGUAUCUGACCCGCAAGUAUGAGGCCCCCGACCACUGGUACCCCCAGGACCUGCAGGCCCGAGCCCGUGUGGAUGAGUACCUGGCGUGGCAGCACACGGCCCUGCGAACAAGCUGCACCCGGACCAUGUGGCAGAAGAUGUUGUUCCCUGUGUUACUGGGCCAACGGGUGCCCCCUGAGACACUGGCAUCUACUCUGGCCGAGCUGGACAGGUGCCUGCAGCUGCUUGAGGACAAGUUCCUGAAGGACCAGGACUUCCUUUCUGGGCCUCACAUCUCAGUGGCAGACUUGGUGGCCAUCACAGAGCUGAUGCAUCCUGUCAGCGCCGGCUGUGACAUCUUCAAAAGCCGGCCUAAGCUGGCUGCGUGGCGCCAGCGCGUGGAAGCUGCGGUGGGGGAGGACCUCUUCCAGGAGGCCCACGCGGUCAUCAUGAAGGCUAAGGACCUGCCUCCAGCCGACACUGCCAUGAAGGAGAGGCUGAAGCCCUUGGCGCAGCUUUUGUUGCAGUGAGUACCGGGUGGGCCUGCAGAACCACCGUCGACGGAGCUCUGUCCUCAGAAUAAAGAAAUGGCACUGCCUCCCCUUGGCUGUGAGCGAGACACCUGCGCAGAGUCCGGUCCACAGUGUCUUCCACAUGCCAGUCCUGUGUUCCUUCUUCUGUCUGCCUGCCAACUUCACCCUUACCCCUUGCACGCUGACUUCCAUGUGACCUCUGGAAAUAGCUUUAGUAAACACAGAUGUGACCCUGA